AUUUCCGGUGACGAAAGGUUCUUUUCCGUUUGGUCGUGUAACCUCGCGUGCUUGUUCUCUCUUCGAGCUAAGGCCGCAUCGGCGACUUGCACAUUUUUUCAAAUCCAUCCACAAGGUUUGACGAUAAAUAACAUCGAGUAAAAUGUCGACAAAGGCCGAGCUCGCUUGCGUUUAUUCCGCACUCCUUCUCACUGAUGAUGACAUCGCCGUUACUGGCGAAAAGAUUCAAACCAUCCUCAAGGCAGCCAAUGUUGAUGUCGAGCCGUAUUGGCCAGGUCUCUUCGCCAAGGCCCUUGAAGGCGUUAACGUAAAAGAUCUCAUCACCAAUAUUGGAUCAGGUGUUGGAGCUGCACCAGCUGGUGGUGCUGCUGCUCCUGCCGCGGCAGCUGGCGGUGACGCAGCUCCAGCCAAGGAAGCCGAAAAGAAGAAGGAGGAACCAGAGGAGGAGUCUGACGAUGACAUGGGAUUCGGUCUCUUUGACUAAGUGGUACCACGGAGUGUACCUGUAUUUUCUAUUGUGCAUAUUUUGUACGAUGAAAAAACUCUAAAAUAAACAUAAAAAUCGAAAAAUCCGAAA
Fopius arisanus is the source of this 577-nucleotide messenger RNA. It is a transcript of the gene RpLP1, whose product is annotated as Ribosomal protein LP1. Gene Ontology annotation, molecular function: ribonucleoprotein complex binding; protein kinase activator activity; structural constituent of ribosome. NCBI's taxonomy places the organism in Eukaryota, Metazoa, Arthropoda, Insecta, Hymenoptera, Braconidae. The record is from RefSeq and is a predicted model, not a curated record. Gene Ontology annotation, biological process: translational elongation; cytoplasmic translation. Gene Ontology annotation, cellular component: cytosolic large ribosomal subunit; ribosome. The coding region runs from base 143 to 484 and encodes 113 amino acids. The transcript has 4 exons.